Molecule: messenger RNA, 849 nt
Organism: Parathielavia appendiculata
Lineage: Eukaryota; Fungi; Ascomycota; Sordariomycetes; Sordariales; Chaetomiaceae
Product: tetrahydroxynaphthalene reductase
Exons: 4
Coding region: 1-849 (282 amino acids)
Molecular function (GO): oxidoreductase activity
Source: RefSeq, a predicted model, not a curated record
AUGCCUGGCGUUACUGCUCCUGAAGGCUCCAGCAAGUACGACCAAAUCCCGGGUCCCCUGGGAAUGGCCUCGGCUUCGCUGGAGGGCAAGGUGGCUCUUGUGACCGGCGCCGGCCGCGGCAUUGGUCGGGAGAUGGCCCUCGAACUCGGACGCCGCGGCGCCAAGGUGAUCGUCAACUACGCCAACAGCGACGAGGCUGCCCAAGAGGUGGUCAACCAGAUCAAGAAGAACGGGUCCGACGCGGCAUGCAUCAAGGCCAACGUGGCCAACGUGGAUGAGAUCGUCCGCCUGUUUGAGGAGGCCCACAGUACCUUCGGCAAGCUCGACAUUGUGUGCUCCAAUAGCGGCGUCGUUUCGUUCGGUCACGUCAAGGAUGUCACGCCCGAGGAGUUCGAUCGUGUCUUCAACAUCAACACCCGUGGCCAGUUUUUUGUUGCCCGCGAGGCGUACAAGCACCUCGAGGUCGGCGGCCGCUUGAUCCUCAUGGGUUCCAUCACGGGUCAGGCAAAGGGUGUCCCCAAGCAUGCCGUCUACUCUGCGAGCAAGGGUGCCAUCGAGACAUUUGUGCGGUGCAUGGCUAUCGAUUUCGGUGACAAGAAGAUCACCGUCAACGCCGUCGCUCCCGGCGGCAUCAAGACCGACAUGUACCACGCUGUCUGCAGGGAGUAUAUUCCGAACGGCGACAAGCUCGAUAACGAGGGCGUCGAUGAGUACGCUGCCGGUUGGUCGCCGCUCCACCGGGUUGGCCUUCCCAUCGAUAUCGCGCGUGUUGUCUGCUUCCUGGCGUCCCAGGACGGCGAGUGGAUCAACGGCAAAGUUAUCGGCAUUGACGGCGGUGCUUGUAUGUAA